Parasteatoda tepidariorum (common house spider) is the source of this 4458-nucleotide messenger RNA. RefSeq lists its product as uncharacterized. The record is from RefSeq and is a predicted model, not a curated record. Lineage: Eukaryota; Metazoa; Arthropoda; Arachnida; Araneae; Theridiidae.
UGGUUGUGGACAUUUCUUCUGCAGAUUCUGCAUCACGAAAACUCUUCAAUCAGAGUAUCAGAGACCCUGCCCCUUGUGCAAAAAACCUUUUACUCGAAGAAGAAUUCAAAAAUCCAUUCAAAGACAGAAGGUAAUAAAUGCUGCUAAAAAGUUUGCGGGAAAGCAUUUGGAAGGAACUCUUUUCCUAAAGAAAAUACUCAAAGAGAAAGUCAGAAGAAGUCAUCAGAGUUAGGAGAAAGUGUUAUUGGUCCAGAACUACACAUAGUAUUAGAGGAUAUUAUGAAAUCAAAGAAAAGAAAAUCGGAGGAAAUUAUGUUGAAUGAGGAACCAGGUGAAUCUGAAAAUGGGAUUCCUUUAAAGAAGUAUGAUUUUCUGAGUUUUUAAUAAUUUGUUAUAUUUUGUUUAAUAUUUUGAUAAUUCAGCAGAUGAUUUUAUGUAUUCAAUCUCAUACAUCUUAAUAAGCCAUACAUAUCAAUAAAAUUUAAAGCUUUCAGCAGCUUCAGGAACAGGCAAGAAAUUAUGAAGUAGUAAAUCCAAAAUUGACUGAAAAAAUGGAAAUAUUUUGUGAAAACGAUGAAUUAAGCAAGGAAAAUGAAAAAGACUUUGAAACCUCGUCUAAUAAAUGUAAACCCAAUUUCAGGAAAAAACCUCAUAAAUCUGGUUUGUGUGUAUCAAAUUCUUCCGCUGAAGAAGAUUUGAUUUCAGAGAUUAAAGAAGCAGAAAAUCAUACAUUAGUUAUCGAAUUGAACAAGGAUAAUUAUGUUGAUGAAAAUUUAUCUCAGGAAUGUCAAGAAUUAGCAGAAAUUGAAAUUCCAAGUAGAGUAACUAUGCAACCGCAAGAACCAUAUAUAGAUGCCCAUCCAAAGAACUCUAAAAUUGAUGAUAUUUCUGAUACUGUAGUAUCUGUUCACUCAUUUGCAAGUCCGCAAAUGAAUAAGGGCAAUGUAGCAUCAAAAUCUCCUGGGUGGUCCAGAGUUAAAAAAGUAGGAAAAGAUUUUAAAGUUAAAAAGUUUUCUAGACUGUCUGUGCAAAGAAACAGCUCUGCAUGCCCAGUUAAUGAAAUCAGUAAUGGUGAUGAAAAAUCACGUGAAACUUUGGAUAAGCAGCCUGAGUGCAAUGAAAUAUCUGAAACUGUCCCAACAGCAGAAGAUAUGAGUCAAAGAUCAUCCCCAUCAAGAGUAAUGUCAGAUUUAAAUAAAAACAGAGUUCUUGAUAAUGAAAUCUUUGUUGAUUAUGAAAUCCAAAGUCUUAGAGAUAUGAGAAAAAGUAUGGAUGAGGACGAACCUAUGUUAGAGGUGCCUGAUACAAAUGAGAAGAAUGCCUUUAAAGAUGAUGUCAAUCAAAUGAGCCGCGAGAAGCUUAUUUUGAACGUGGAAGGAAAUAAAAACACUUCAGAAGCUCAACCAAAUAAGUUUGUUGAUAGUUGUAAAUCAGUUGAUUGUAUAUUGCAAGCUGCGGAUGAUGACAUUCCUUCCAAUGAACGGGUGAGAGAUGAGAUGAAUCAAGGAAUAAAUUUGCAAAAGAAAACUGAUUUGAUUGAAGAACCAAUGGAUACUGGUUUUCAGGUUCCAGAUAAGGAUAUUUUAGAAGCAAAUUUAUAUCAUCCGCGUUCUUUGCCUAUCUGUUUAGAAACAGCUAGAGAGAGAAGUUCCAUUUCUGGGAAUAACCUAGCCAACACAGAAUUAAAUUGUGAAAGGAGUGAUAAUAUUUGUAAAACUCCAAUUAGAGGAUUCAUAAAGGAAAGCAGAGUAUCAAAAAUAGGAAAAUUUUCUAAAGGCAAUUCUUCACCGGAAUCAGAUGUUUUUUAUGUUGAGCAUUCUCAACAAACAUCGCAAAGAAUAGAUUUUUAUGAUGCAAAGAACCGUAAUGAAUCACUUGUGCCAGCAUUACCAGUUCAAGUUCCUUGCUGUCGCACUGAAACAUUUACUUCAAAUGCAAUAUUUCCUCAUCCUAAAUCUAUCUCAUGGUUUUGCAGCAAAGAAAAUGCCACUUCUGAAAAAACUAAAGUUGUGAAGAGAACUUGUUUGACAUUAGAAGAAAUUCAAGACUAUUUUACAAAGAGUACUAUUUCUGGAAAGUCCGAGACAGUUUGUUCUCUCCCAUUUUUAUCAGACAGUUAUAAACUUCACAUUUGUGUUGCUGAUGACACUCUUAAUGUAUCUGUAUUGAAAGUUGUUGAUUCUAAUACAUCUGAAAUGCAUUGUACUAAUUUGAUUAAUAUCCCUGAAAUGAGUGACUUGCACCGAAAAACUAAUCCUGCUUUAAUGUCAAAAGAAUCUUUUGAAACUUUGACUGAUAAGUUUCAGAAUUAUUCACCAGCUGUUUUACCAUCCUCGAAUGUGGAAUCUGAUUGCUCAGAGGCUGAUGAUAAUUCUGAGGCUGCUAAACGUAAGUCCAAUCCAUUUCCAUUUCUAAGUAAGUUUUUUUCUGACUCUGAAUCUACUCCUCAACUGAAUGAAGCUACUGAUUCAUGUAAUCUAAAUUGUGUUCCUGAUACAUAUAAUGUGAAAGAUAUUCGUAGUAUGUCUGUUGUGAAAGAUCUGGAAGAACCUAAAGUGAAACAUGUGUCGAUUGUAAAAGAUGUUUCAGAUUUUUCUAAUGUAACUACUAAGGACAACACAGAGAUUAUUCUUCCACCAUCAAGAAAAACAUCUUAUAAGUUCCCUGUCCAGAUUGAAGAGACUCCCGUUAAUAUGGAAACAAAUAGUAAAAAAUCUUUUGACUCAGAUUCAAACUAUUUGAAAGAUUCUGUUAAUAUCCUAAUCAAUUCUAAAGCAAGCUCAGAAAAAAAUCAAAAUUCUAUUAGUGUAUCUGAAAAAAAAGUGGAAAUUAUCGAUACUUCUCAAGAUUCAAUGGAUCAAGAUGAAGAUUGUUCCAUUUUGAAAAAUACUCUUCCUAUUGGUGCAACAACAGUGUAUCAACAUAAAGUACUUAACUCUGACUCUUCCGAAGAAUUAUACAAGAAAGCAUUACGUGAUGAUGAUGUUGAUUUCUUGAGUGAAUUGUCAGAUUUAAAUCCCGGUCAAACUGCAUCUCAUUAUGCUAGCUUGAUGAAAGAGUAUGAUGCUCUUUCUUCUGAUCCUGUUAUGGCUUUUGCUGAUGAUCUAGUCGCACCACUUAGGAAUAUUGCUGAUAAACUAAAUCCUGUGUCUCAUGAAAGCAAUAAAAAACAGAAUAAAUUAACUGCUGAUCCAAAUGAACUGAACCAGAUUGACGGAACUACAUCUCCGCUGGACCGUGUCCUGAAUUUGCUUCCUAACAAGAAAAGUUUAUUUUCGAACACAAAUACAAAGAAAAAAGUAUCAAGAUUGUCUCUAAAGAAAAAGAAGAGUUCUAAAUUUAAACGAAUACAAAAUGAUCCAGAUUCUUCUGAUUCUGACGAGCCUGAAUCAUCUGAAGUUGAUGAAGUAGCUAUUUUAAAGUCUUCAAAACCAACCAGUCCUAAAUGCAAAAAUGUUUCAGCUGCAUCUUGUAAUGAGCAAAGCACUCUUGAUGGCUCUCUUUCAGAGGAUGAUAAUCCUAGUCAAAUUGUGAAAGAAAUUGAAGACAUUGAUCAAGCCAUACGAUUAGUCGAAGAAAAACUUAAGAUGUGUGGUCAUGGUAAUUUAUUGUCUGAAGAAAAUAAAAUCUUAUUGAAAGAUAUACAUCAAAAAGAAUAUAGCAACCAUGAAGACAGUGAUGAUAGUGAUGAUAUUUUUUCUCAAUCAAUUCCUCCAACACCACCGGAAACAAUUGGCAACAGUAAAGUAUCUACGUUAAAGAAGCCAAGAGUGAAUUAUUAAUUUUCAUUAAAUCAGUCGGUCUUUGAUAUUAUAUGUUAUGAAUGAAGGAAACAUAUUAUUGCUGUUAAUUUUCAUUUUGAAUAUAUUGUUUUGAAGUCACAUCCUUGAACCAAUAAGAUUGUGUCCUUAAACAUUCGAUCAAAAAUUAUUUAGAUUAAGUCUUAAAACGUGACAUCAUUAGAUCAAAAAUUAUUUAAAGUGGCCAGUUUAUUUAUUUAUUUCUUUUUUGCACACUGUGCAUCAUAUAAUUAUGUUGCUCUGAUUUAUAAAGCCAUAUUUAUAUUUUGUUUUUGUAUACAAGGUCUUAUUCGUUUUACUUUACUUAUGUAUCAUUUCAUGAAUAUGUAUGUUCUGUAAAACAGUUUAAUUUUCUAUAAAAGAAAAAAAACUUUUAAAGUAUUUUUAUAAAUAUAUUAUGAUUCAUGGAAUUAUGUAUAGAAUUUUAGUGUAUUCUACUAGAAAUGUUUAAUACUUACUGGAUUGGAACCAAAAUUUUCAUAAUUAACCUAACCCCUUAUACUGAAUCGUUUACUACUCUCAUUUUGCACCUCUUUUCAAAUCAAGUAAAAGGCUCUUGACUUAAAAGCUAUGAUAGUAUUCUAUUGUUUAUGUUAACAGAUGUGUAUGUUUAAUGUAUAAAUUUAUGUCAUGUAUCAUAAAUGUUAUAUAUGUGAUG